Spea bombifrons (plains spadefoot toad) is the source of this 1881-nucleotide messenger RNA. It is a transcript of the gene POLM, whose product is annotated as DNA polymerase mu. Lineage: Eukaryota; Metazoa; Chordata; Amphibia; Anura; Pelobatidae. The record is from RefSeq and is a predicted model, not a curated record. Gene Ontology annotation, cellular component: nucleus. Gene Ontology annotation, biological process: double-strand break repair via nonhomologous end joining. The coding region runs from base 227 to 1765 and encodes 512 amino acids. Gene Ontology annotation, molecular function: DNA-directed DNA polymerase activity; DNA binding. The transcript is spliced from 12 exons.
CUCUAGAGCAAAGGCUUCUUUCUUAAAGCCCAUAGCAGGUACGUUACAUCAUGUUACAUUCUGAUUUUAGAAUCUCCAGGUGUCUGAGGGUGAUAGGAGUUAUACUCCUCUACUAUGUGUAGUCUCCUGACGUUGUGUGGGGUGAAGGUUCUGGCGAGGAGGAAGUGAGAGCGCGCUGGGUGCUUGAGUGCGGAUAUAUGGUGAAGUAUACGUUAAAGGUACUCAGAUGUCCCCCAUUCCUUUAAAAAAGAAGAAGAGAGGGGCAGCUGCCCCCGAUGAUCCACCUUCCUCUGACUGCCUGUUUCCGGAGGUCCGCGUGUUCUUCGUGGAGCGUAAGAUGGGGUCCUCACGGAGGCGAUUUCUGACGUCGCUGGCACAGAGGAAAGGGUUCUGUGUUAUGCCGGAGUACAGUGAUGCUGUGACACAUGUGGUGUCCGAGGGAAACUCGUACUCCGAGGUACUGGAAUGGAUUCAGAAACACGCGUCCCAUCCUGUGGCAUCUGGGGAUACCAGGCCCGGACUCCAUAUUCUAGACAUCAGCUGGUUCACAGAGAGUAUGAGCUGCGGCAGACCUGUUACUGUGGAGCCCAGACACUCUUUAGGGGUUGGUCAAUCUUUGGGUUCAGCUGAUAAGGCUUUGCCAUCACCAAUACCACAAUAUGCCUGUCAGUGCAAGACACCCAUAGUUCACCAUAACAAGGAGAUCACGGAGGCUCUUGAAAUCCUUGCACGGGCAGCAUCCUUCCAGAGCUCGGAGGUUCGCUAUUUAGCCUUCACAAGGGCUGCAUCAACGCUAAAAUCGCUGCCUUUCAAGCUUCGGUCUGUAGAUGAUAGCAAAGGUUUGCCCUGGUGUGGAGGUCACUGCAACAUGGUCAUUCAGGAAAUCCUGGAAGACGGAGUGUGCAGGGAAGUGGAGAUGGUGAAGAGCAGUGAGCGGUACCAGGUUAUGGAGCUGUUAACAGGUAUUUUUGGUGUUGGGGUAACCACUGCAGAGCGAUGGUACAAAGAGGGUGUGCGAAACCUAAGUGACUUAAAAAGCAUUGAAAGGAAACUUACGAAGGAGCAGAAAGUAGGGCUGCUGAAUUUCACUGAUUUACAGACGCCUGUGACACGUGAGGAAGCAGAACACGUCGAGCGUCUGGUAAGAGAUGUUUUCGAGAGAUUCAAACCCGGCGUCCAGGUCACAAUGACGGGUGGAUUUCGCAGGGGGAAACAGCAGGGACACGAUGUGGACUUCCUUAUUACACAUCCUGAUGAAGAUGCUCUAGAUGGAGUUCUGAAUAAAGCUGUUAAUUGGCUUGAGCGCAAGGGUUUGCUCUUGUACCACCACUUGAAAAAGAGGAGUCCUGUGAAACACUCUGUGUCCAGUACCAUGGAUGGCCAUGAAACAUGUUAUACCAUAUGGGCUCUUCCAAACAGUGACCCACGAAGUACGGAUCUUACAUUAAAACCAUGCGAGAGGGCGGAUGUGGAUAUUAUGGGCUCCUGUUCUGAGCUACCAACAACUAAAGACUGGAAAGCUGUCCGGGUGGAUCUGGUGGUCGCACCACACUCGGAAUAUUUCUACGCCCUUCUGGGAUGGACCGGAUCAAAGCACUUUGAAAGAGAGCUGAGACGCUUCUCUCUACAGGAGAGAAAGAUGUCCCUGAACAGCCACAGGCUUUAUGACACCGUAAAGAUGUGCUCUCUGCCUGCUGGGUCUGAAGAGGAAAUCUUUUCACAUCUGGGUCUGCAGUAUGUACCUCCAUCAGACAGAAAUGCCUAACUGGAAGAGUGCAAGAACUCUCAAAGGCGGCGUGCUUUUCAUACGCUCCUGCCGCACAGACUGAGACUAUUAAUCGGGUAAAAAAAUCAGGUAACUGCAGAAAUGUUUGCAUGUAA